AUGGUACAUGUCGCGUGUGCUAUCAUGUUAUACUUUUUCUGGUUCGAGAAAACAUUUGAUAUCAGAGGGAAUCGCAAACUUGAGCAUCCUAAUGUUGACCUCCAGAGCGCUGAUGCCCGGCUUGGGCAUGUAUACAAAAGCCACGGCAAUCUUGCGAACUUUUCUAGCUCUGCUUUGCUCAGUCUUGAGCAGGAUCACAAGGGAGGCUCUCACUAUUACACCUUUUCCCACCUUUUGGAACACCUCAAAGGAAGGGUGUAUCUGUUUCUCGUGCAGACACUUGUACCGGCGAUUUAUGGCAGCAUCCACUUGCUGGCUUGGGACUUUAACUUUCCAACUCAAAUUGAGGCUCUAUUAUGGAAGGUUUCUUCACUCGCGAUGGUUCUCACAAUGCCGGCAUGCAUUGCUGGGCAGCUUCUUAUGACCGCCGUGGGACAGCUUUUUGAAGCGUUCGAGAACAUCACAGUUCGAAACGACGUUCGUGACAAGCUGCUGGUCAUGGUAAUGCUCGUCCUGGAAGUGUUGCUAUAUGGUACUUUAGGUGCGGGAAUUCUGUAUAUUGUGGUGGAAUCCUUCGUCAGUCUGAGAGCCGUACCACUGGGCGUUUACUACACACCGUCAUGGAUUCAGAUGAUACCACACUUCUAAGAUCUUUGGAUAGGUACCUUAGCUUUAUCGUUCAACAUCAGAACUCGCCACUACCCACAUCGAAUUCUC
This is a messenger RNA of Podospora bellae-mahoneyi, 717 nucleotides long. RefSeq lists its product as uncharacterized. The transcript is spliced from 2 exons. The coding region runs from base 1 to 648 and encodes 215 amino acids. NCBI's taxonomy places the organism in Eukaryota, Fungi, Ascomycota, Sordariomycetes, Sordariales, Podosporaceae. The record is from RefSeq and is a predicted model, not a curated record.